AUGUCAAUUGUUAGUGGUAAAACUGAAAAUCAUUUAGAUAUGCUUGAUAAUAUGCUUAUUGAACGUUUAUUAAAUGAUAAAUGGUCAACAUUUGCUCGAGUUCAUUUUGUUCGACAACUAGUAUUACUUUGUACUCAUUUAUUUUUUUUAAGUACAGCAAUAUUUUUACGUAAUCCAAAAGAUGAUCAAUCAUUGGUUAAAAAAAUUUUUUGUCAUAUUGCUGAAGUAUGUGUAUUAGGUGGUUGUAUUAUUAGUAUAUUUGCACUAUUAGCAAAAGAAAUUUAUUUACAAGGUUUUAAUUCUUAUUUACAAAAUCUAAAAAGUUAUCCAGAAAAAUUACUUUAUCAAUGUUCAUGUAUUCUUAUUGUUCUAGCUGUCCCAUUUCGUAUACUUUAUUUAAUAACAAAAAAUAUUACAUUUGGUUAUGUUGAAGAUGGCCUUGUAUCACUUGCUGUGCCUGGGACAUUUUUAUAUUUUCUUUUUUUCGGACGAAUUUAUGCCUUAACUGGUGCGUUUAUUGUUAUGAUAUUUGAAAUGAUUACAGGAGAUAUUGCAACAUUCGGCGUUAUUUAUGUUAUCGUUAUAACAGCUUUUGGUCAAGUUUUUUAUCUACUCUUUCGAGAUACAACCGAAGGUGGUUAUUGUGAACGAGCAGCACCUAAUGACACAUGUGGAGUGGAUAAUAUGUGUUCAUUUAAAAAUUUUGAAGCUUGGAUGACAAUGGUUCAUUUUACAAUGGGAGAGUUUGAUUUUUCUCGUUUUGAUUUAACACAUUAUUCAUAUUUAGUUAAAAUUUUAUUUAUUGUUUUCAUGAUUUUAACACCUAUACUAUUAUUAAAUAUGUUAAUUGCUUCAAUGGGUAAUACAUAUCAACGUAUUAUAACAAUUAGUGAAAAAGAACGUAUUCGGCAGUGGGCUCAACUUGUCUUAACUAUUGAAAGAUCUUGUUCGGCAAAACAACGAUUUGAUUUUCAAGGUGUAUAUGCUAUCGGUGCUGAUGAUAAACGAGAUAUAAUGGUUAUUAAAAGAGUUACAAAAAGUAAAGCAGCUCAACGAAAAGGAGCAAUUAGUAAUUGGAAGCGAGUAGGAAAACUUGUUCUAUAUUUAUUAAAAGAACAACAAACAACAGCUGAAUAUGUUCGUCUUCGACGUGUAUCUCAUCAAUCGGUUGUUCUUAAACCUAAAGCACAAUUUGAUCAUAUGCUAGAAACUCUUGCUUGGGAACGUGAUAUUGAUUUAUUAGGACCAAAAGCUUUAUCAGCAUCAAAUCAAAAUCUUAAUUUAGCUGCAACACAAAAUGCAGCUGAUUUAAUUUCAAUAGAUUCUCGUCCAUCAUCACCACCACCACCACAAUUUGUAACUAAUGAAUAUCCAGCACCAUCAUCAAUUCCACAACGAUUAACUGGUAAUCGUAAACCACUUCGUCGUUCUGAAUUAUCUGAACUUCGUUCUCGACCAUCAUUUGUUGAUUAUGAAGAUUUAGAAAUAUUUCAUCGUAAACGACCAUUAACAAGAGCACAACAACCAAUACGAAGAGUUUCAAUGAUGCCCGUUGAUGCUGAUGGUUAUAAAGAUUUACUUUUAGAUUUUGAUAAUAAACGAAAACAAUCAAAUCAAUUUAUAUCUCGUGGUACAUCCAAUACAAGUAUUAAAUCAAAAAUAAGUGAAACAACACUUUGCUAG
Molecule: messenger RNA, 1683 nt
Organism: Rotaria sp. Silwood2
Lineage: Eukaryota; Metazoa; Rotifera; Eurotatoria; Philodinida; Philodinidae
Source: the annotation of a GenBank genome assembly